AAGCAGAAGAGGAGGAGAGGGAUCAUAGUUAAGAGUCGCCGCUCUGGAAGAUCUUUGGACAAACACAGAGAGAAAAUAAAGAUAAGGAGGAGGAAACGACACUUUUGGAAAAGGCUGAAGAUGGUGUAUCUGUCUUGGCUGUUAGUGGUGGUGAUGGCUUAUGUGUGCGUCCCCGGCUUUGGGUCUGUGUGCUGGGACAAAUCCCACUGCAACGACCUGAGCAGCAAGGGAAGACUACAGGACUGCAUUCGCCUCUGCGUAUCUACGAUCCAGUCUGAUUUCCCUCAGCUGGGUGCAUUGGCCCUGAAGGUGAAUCACAAUGAUGACAACCUCCUACUCAGCAUCAUUCUGGCCAGCAUGGUGUCUGACAACAAGAUAUCAGAGACGGAUCUGAAAGCCCACAGCGACGAGCGGCGCUCCUAUUCCAUGGAGCACUUCCGCUGGGGCAAACCCUCAGGCCGUAAACGUCGGCCCGUAAAGGUUUUCGCCUCUUCUCUGGAGGGAGGGGGCUCUUCUGAGCGCAGUUUCAUCCCUCAGGCUCGCAGGCAGCGGGGCAGCAACAGGGAUGAAGUGAGGGAGCUGAAAGCAGGAAGUCAAAACCAGGGUUCGCAAAUGGUCAACCUUAUGUCACACGUCCCGGUGAGCCUGCAGGAGAGAAAAAACGGGGCCUAUCAGAUGAAUCACUUCCGAUGGGGGAGCCCACCUGCCUCUAAACGUAACGGCAGCCUUAUGAAACAGCGAAAGAAGAAACCUAAGGGGAAGCUGGACAAGCUCCUCAGGAACAUUAUAGUCAAGGAUGUGCAGAGGAUAAUGGGCUGAAUGAAGGAUGGAGGAGAGUGGGAGGGCCGGGGAAGUUGGAAGAAUCUCAUAGCCAUUGCAUGUUAGCACCCACAGAUACUAUUACAGACACUUGUCAUUAUCAUUAGCAUGUUGUUGAAUGUCCUUUCUGGGUCAAAGGUCGCUCUCUUUAAACCUUAACUAAAGAUAAGAAACAAGGCGGUUUUAUGUUGAACAAAAGCAACA
This is a messenger RNA of Anoplopoma fimbria (sablefish), 1023 nucleotides long. Its product is annotated as pro-opiomelanocortin-like. The coding region runs from base 121 to 819 and encodes 232 amino acids. The transcript is spliced from 3 exons. The record is from RefSeq and is a predicted model, not a curated record. Lineage: Eukaryota; Metazoa; Chordata; Actinopteri; Perciformes; Anoplopomatidae. Gene Ontology annotation, biological process: neuropeptide signaling pathway. Gene Ontology annotation, cellular component: extracellular region. Gene Ontology annotation, molecular function: neuropeptide hormone activity.